Molecule: messenger RNA, 5914 nt
Organism: Trachymyrmex cornetzi
Lineage: Eukaryota; Metazoa; Arthropoda; Insecta; Hymenoptera; Formicidae
Product: HEAT repeat-containing protein 5B
Exons: 26
Coding region: 20-5290 (1756 amino acids)
Biological process (GO): endocytosis; intracellular protein localization; retrograde transport, endosome to Golgi
Cellular component (GO): membrane; Golgi apparatus; endocytic vesicle
Source: RefSeq, a predicted model, not a curated record
AUACGUGAUAUUUGUUCAAAUGUUGGGCGGUACCUGGCUAGAACGAAAUAUCGGAGCGUUAAUCGCGCACGUUUUAGAUCUGGUUACAAAUCCGAAAGCCGCUAGUUCUCACGUCGAGGCGGUAUACUCGCGUAAAUGUGUGAAUUUCAUUUUACGCGGUACUAUCGGCAAAUUAUUAGGAGAAGGAGCUCAAGCAGCCGCUUGUAAAGAGAUAGCGCAUAUUAUUCUAAAGCAAAUGAAUUCCAUCGAUUUUAGUCCGGAAAACGCCAAAGAUUGCAAUCAAGAAACGUUAUUCAGUCAGCAUUUAUUAGUGUGUGCAUUACAAGAAAUGGGCAAUCUGAUACUAGGAUUAGGUACCACAGCUACAAAUUUGCUAUCCGAUCAAUCUCUAAGUCUGAUCGAUGCCAUAAUGGCUGUUCUGGUGCAUCCGUGUCAAGCGGCUAGACUGGCGGCUUCCUGGUGUUUACGGUGCAUAUGUGUGGCAGUACCAAGUCAAAUAACACCCUUGAUCGAUCGCUGUGUCGAUGGGAUUGAGAAUAUGCGUAGCUCACCGGAAGCUAUAGCCGGUUACAGCAGUGCUCUUGCCGCGGUGCUAGGAAGUGUUCGUUUGUCACCUUUGGGAGUCCCUCAUACUAAGGGAAAGAUAAUUUUCAAUACAGCGGAAGAACUUCUGAGAAGUGCGAGUCAAAACAGCCGUUUGUCUUUAAAUCGCACGCAUGCAGGAUGGCUUUUGAUAGGAGCAAUUAUGACUUUAGGUACGGCAGUAGUAAAAGGCUUAUUACCGAGAAUGUUACUUCUAUGGAGAAACUCCUUCCCGCGUUCGAACAAAGAACUUGAGAGUGAAAAAGCUCGCGGCGAUGCUUUCACGUGGCAAGUGACUUUGGAAGGACGUGCGGGCGCAUUGUCCGCUAUGUACAGUUUCCUGCUGCAUUGUCCGGAACUUUUGAACGAUGAUAUUACACGGCGAUUACUCACGCCGAUCGAAUCUGCUCUGGCAAUGCUGACAAAUUUAUCUCCUGUUUUAAAGAACUAUGGUCAACAAUUGAAAGCUCCUGCAGCUAUGGUUCGUUUGCGCUUAUAUGAAACGUUGUUGCUGCUACCACCGCAAAUGUUCGAAGGUUCUUACACGCACCUUCUGAGAAUGUUGGUAUCAGAGUUCACGCUUACGGAUAAUCCUGGAAAUACCACUACUUCCUUAUUGAGUGUGGUUUGCCACGCUAACGAUUCUGUGAUUCUUGGUACAUGGCUACAGGAGACCGAUCAUCGCACAAUAGAAGACCAACUUCAACCAAAUAGUGCUGCGGGAUCUGGGGCAUUGGAACAUAAUACAUGCUGUCUUUACAGACCAAUGCCACACUUUGAAAUGAUUCCUGGUCCCUUGCCGUUGGGUGUAGCGGUGAUUGAUUUAUCGGUUGCAUUAUUCGGCCAGAUAUUCCCACGUGUAGCAAAUAAGCACAGACUGCAGAUGUUGGAUCACUUUAGCGAGUGUAUAAAGCAUACUAAGUCCGGAAGGCAGGAGGCAAUACAAAUGAACGUAUUUACGGCCGUAUUGAGCGGCUUGAAGGGUCUCAAUGAGGCGAAAACAGGCUUUGGACAGGAAGACGUCAAGAAAUCCGCCACUAAUCUUAUCAUCAGCACGCUGAUCAGCAGCAACCCUAUUUUACGAUGGGCGGCUGGAGAAGCGGUUGGCAGAAUGGCCCAAGUGAUCUCCGAUCCCAAAUUUACAGCGGAAUUGGCGCAGACCAGUUUUGAUCGGUUGAAAUCGGCUCGCGAUGUGGCCAGCAGAACCGGCCACUCAUUAGCGUUAGGCUGCCUUCAUAAAUACGUUGGCGGAAUGGGUUCUAGCCAACAUCUUAACACUAGCGUCAGCAUCUUACUCGCACUUGCACAAGAUAAUUCGUCUCCCGUAGUACAAGUUUGGGCGCUGCACGCUCUGGCUCUGAUAGCUGAUUCCGGUGGACCAAUGUUCAGAGGUUACGUAGAGCCUACCCUGUCUUUAGCGCUGACCCUUCUCCUCAAUGUUCCUCACUCUUAUAUCGAUGUGCAUCAAUGCAUCGGAAAAGUUUUAUCAGCGCUUAUCACGACGAUAGGACCAGAAUUGCAAGGCAAUACUUCAACGAUUUGCAUGGCACGGUCGUCAUUUUUAUGCGCGUGUGCUAUUAUGCAGGAUCAUCAGGAUCCCCUCGUUCAAGCCGAAGCAACCGGCUGCCUUCAACAGUUACAUCUUUUUGCACCCAGACACGUCAAUUUAUCUUCCCUCGUUCCUACAUUAUGUCGUACCUUAUCAAGCAAUCAUUUGCUUCUUCGUAAAGCUGCGAUAUCCUGUCUUCGGCAGCUCGCUCAACGAGAAGCGAAAGAAGUAUGCGAGCAUGCGAUGACUCUAGCUAAUGAAAGCAGAGAUACUAAUGUGGUAGAAGGUCUCAUUAUCACUGAAACCGGUCUCCCGGGCGUGUUAUUCAGUAUGCUGGAUACGGAAACUGAUAGUAAACUAAUCAAAGACAUUCAUGACACUUUGACAAGCAUGUUGCAAAUAUUAGCAGCCGAUAAUUUGUCUCAAUGGUUAUCACUAUGCAAAGACGUUCUCACGAUAGCUUCAGAAUCAAGUACUAUCGAAGAAGGCAACGCAGCGAAUGCGGAAGAUAGCGCCGCUGAUAACGAAUCAGCAGAUGCGGAAGGUGACGAUGAUCAGGCUGAGUUUCACGCCGACGAAUCCACUAAACAACGACCGUCUAUCACACCGAGAUGGCCAACGAGAGUCUUUGCGGCACAAUGCGUCCGACGUAUCGUUGCAGCUUGUAUGAAUAACAAGCAGGCUCACUUUGAUCUGGCUCUGGCCAAAGAGAUGCAACAAUCUAAGGGAAAAGGAGAUUUUCUGGUAUUACAUCUAUCGGACUUGGUGCGUAUGGCGUUCAUGGCUGCAACGAGUGAUUGUGAUCCAUUGCGACUCGAAGGUCUCAAAACUCUGCAAGAGAUUAUUGAUAAAUUUGCCAAAGUUCCCGAACCGGAGUUUCCUGGACACUUAUUGCUGGAGCAGUUUCAAGCACAAGUCGGAGCUGCUUUAAGACCAGCAUUUUCCGCGGAAACACCGUCGCAUGUUACAGCUGCAGCUUGCGAGGCUUGCAGCGCAUGGAUCGGCAGUGGCGUCGCUAGGGAUCUCAAUGAUCUACGAAGGGUGCAUCAAUUACUUGUAUCAUCUCUCGAGAAAUUGAGAGAAGGCAACACUCGGCCGCAACUGUAUAAUGAGAGCUUAUCAACGUUGGAAAGAUUGGCGAUCCUAAAAGCAUGGGCAGAGGUAUAUGUAGUUGCAAUGAUAAGAGACGGAUCCGCAUUGAAUAGCAAAGAUACGACUAAUCGAAAUGCGAAUCAAGUCGACGAAGCGAGCGAGGAAGAUUUUGGAGAAUUCGAGUUCCAAAGCGAAAGUUUGCUGAGCCUCGUUCAACCAGAGCUUCUGAGUCUGAGUCAACAUUGGUUAUCAGCGUUGAGAGAUCACGCAUUACUCUCUCUGCCGCCAGAAUUCUCCAGUCAGUUGCCGCAUGAUGGUGGUGCCUUUUACACGACAGACACUAUGGAGUCCGCGCGUCCUCACUAUGUAGAAUCGUGGGCGCCGAUCCUCCAUGCCGCGACUCUUUGGCUCAAUGCAAGAGGAUUUGAAAUGAGAGACAGUAAUCAGGAAAAAGCAACGGCGAAUCUUACUAAUAAUAAUAAUCGUAACAAUAAUAACAACAACGAUGAAACUACCGUUUCUAAAACUAACACAAAUGUUGAACGUUUUCACUUAUUAUUUGGUAUAUGUAUGGAAGCUUUGUGCAGCCCUCGCUCUUCCGAAUCCCAGCAAAAUAUAAAGACAUGUUUAAAUGCGUUAUAUACAUUACUUGAUUCAAUAUGGGCACGUAAGGUCUUCAUUACGGAUCGUUCUUUACCUAUUGAAUUAUGUAAUGUUCUUCAUAGAUUGCUUUUAACACGAGAGAGUUAUGUCAUCCAAAUGAUAGUAAUGGAAGUGUUGAAACAAGUGAUGAAAGCAGCGCAAGAAGAUCUUACAGCGAGAAAAAAAUUGAAACUCAAAGAUAAUGCAACGGCGAAUCAAGAAAACAAUGAAACAUUGGAACUGGAUCUACUGGGUGAAGGAGAAGAGAGUGGUGAGCUGACGCCGGGCAAAUCAUUAGUAUUUGCUGUUCUGGAAGUAUGUCUGUGUCUCCUAGUGCGGCAGAUACCAGCAUUGAAUCCGAAUCCCGGUGGUGCUACUGCCAUUUUAUCUCAGAAGGGAUAUGUGUCGUCUGAGAAGAGCGGCAAACUAAUCGCAUCAUCCUUCAGUAUAAUGGAGUCUCUUCCCACAUUGUGCUCUCCGCAAGGCGCAAUAGCAAUUCUACCAACACUGCUGUAUCUGGCAACGGGCGUAAUACGCGAAACCGCGGUACGUACGGACAACGAUAGCACUAAAUCCAGUUCGGAAACACCGGUUCACGCUGCGUUGCACUGCGUUAAGAGUCUCACUAAUAACAAAUACGCUCGGGAUCACAGAAGUCAGGAGCAAUGGACAGGAUUACUACGAAGCGCGCUUGCCAAGAUUAUCGAUCUGGCUAAAACAGGCAAUGACGAAACUAAGAUGGAUGAAGUGGCAAUGAUGCUAGGCAUCGCAGUAUUCGUGCUUCAUGCGUCACCGGAAGUAGUGAGUGCUCCAAAUCUGCAAUUUCCAUGUAUUAACCAUUUUCGGCAUGCGUUCCAGUCUGAAAAUUUAACGGUGAAGCUGAAAUGUGUGCAAACAUUAAGAACGAUAUUUCUGCAUCCGGAACGUAAUAUAAGUACUCCAUACAUCCACGCGCUUGCACCACGUCUGGUAGAAUACCUAUACAGCGACAAGAGCAAGCAGGUGACAAAUGACAUGGAACUGACUUUCACAUUGGAGUGCAUCAGCACGGUAGAAGCCCUCAUAGGACUCGCCGAUCUCUCUAAUCGAGAUCUGUUACAAGGUAUUCAAAUGCUGACUUUACUUGUACCAAUUUUAAUCAAUUACCUACUGGAAGGAGAUGAGCUCCAGCGCGCUACAAAAUAUCAAGCGAGCCUCCAUCAACAGAGUUUUCAAUGGCUCAAUAAGAUCGGGCCAAAGUAUCCGCAGGAAUUUAAGACAUUGAUGUCACAGUCCACCGAGUUGAAAACAAAAUUGGAAAACGCCGUAAGGACUAGUCAUCAGCAGGCGCAGCGGCACACUCGGCCAGUCGAUCCUAUAAAACCACAGAUCAAGAUAUCCGCGCCAUCAAUCAAAUUAAAAACCGACUUCUCCAACUUCAACUAGAAGCAGAUCGUAUGUUGCAGAUAAAAAAUAAGAAAUAAUUUAUUAAAAUCUCAUAAGACUAACGUAAAAAAUGAUAUUAAUGAUUUUAUCGUAGAUAUAACUCGAUCGUGUUAACGCGACUUCACCCAAUUAUCAAUUAUCAGACAAAUCAAAUAGUUGUUUACAACGUUUUAGCGUCGUGAUAAUUAUAAAGUGAUAUUUCGUCGUUAGAGAAUUGUACUCGACUGUACUUAGAAAAAAAGGAUUAGAAAUUAGCAAUAUUAUAUGACAUAUAUAAAGGGAUAGGAUAAUGUGAAAGGAAUGGGAAAAUUGAUGUCGGAUGAUCAAUUAACUGCUACUAUAAAAUGAUAUUAUCUUACAUUCUCUUCAUCCCAUUUUAACUUUUUUAUUAGUACAAUAACGUUCCUAAUUUUUCAAUUAUGCUUUCCAAGAAGAUAACUUUAUAUCAGACUUUCAAAUUGUAUAUACAUAUAUGUAGACUUUAGGACAACACAUAUAGAGAUUAUUAAUUUAUUUAGUGAUACAAACAAAAAUGUUGAUGUAUAUUUUCGCCUCACUAUUUCGAUGAAUUGUGAACGAUAACAAGUAACAGUUUAAUUCCAAGAAAAGUGCGGUGUUAAAUAU